CACUUUCCAUAUUUCAACGCCUCGAACUUGUAUAUAAAUUAACAUAUGCGAUACCCAUCAUACCACACGAUAUACAGUUAUACACCCUCAAUUCCAUCUGAAAUCAACAUAACAUAGAGAAAGAGAGAUGUAUGAUGACAGUGAGAGAAAGUGUCACCCUCUGUUACAAGGUGAGAGAGAUGAAGAGUACAAAAACGGAAGUUUUUCUUCAGCAGAAAUGGCGACUCUAAGCAGCAUAUGUGACGUCAUCGUGCAACCACUCCCUUUGAAUUCUCUUGAUGAUCAUGGCAACAAAGUGGAAGAAAGCAUCCGUUCAUUCUCCACUGCUUCUGGUUCUCAAUACCCAAUACCUAAUAAGGUAGUUCAUCUUCUAAAGACGAGGGCGUUUCUUGAAGCAGUGAUGGUGGUGAAAUUGGUCUUAACACUUCUUUCCACAAGACUGGGUACCCUUUUACUUUCUGGAACUCUUUGUCUUUCUCAUAAAUGGCCAUACGUACACAACUUCUCAGAAAUUCCGCUAGAUAAGAGGGAGAAGAUUGUUCAGAAAUGGUUUGAGCAUAGGUUUCUAACGCCUAUCAGACUCGGAUUUGUGUUCAUCAAGACACUCUGCCUUUUGGUCUUCUUCACUCAGGUUGAUAAGAAAGCAAAUAAUCCUGCAUGGGAAGCCAUCGGCUACCACGUAGACAUUAACGAAGAACACCCCAAAAAGGAGCAAAACAAGCGCCCUUUGCAGAAAGGAAUGGUGGAGAUCAUGAAAGAAACCGAUCAAACCCUUGUGCAUUCUCUCCUUCAAAAAGGCCUGGAUGUUACCGAAGAACUUAAAGAGAACAUUUGCAGAAUAAAAUGCGAUGUUGUAAUUAUUGGCUCUGGUUGUGGUGGUGGCGUUGCAGCUGCUAUACUUGCAAAAUCCGGGAAGAAAGUUGUGGUUCUUGAAAAAGGAAACUACUUUACUCAGACAGAUUAUUCAAAACUGGAAGGACCUUCUUUGGAUCAACUCUAUGAAUCCGGAGGAAUACUUCCCACACUCGAUGGGAAAGUAAUGAUCCAAGCUGGAUCAACAGUUGGAGGUGGUUCAGCAGUGAAUUGGUCAGCUUGCAUUAAGACACCACAAUCCUUGCGAAAAGAAUGGGCUGAAGAAUACCACAUUAAGUUAUACGAGAGCCAUGAGUAUACUUCUGCAAUGAACAAAGUGUGUGAAAGAAUCGGUGUUACUGAAAAAUGCACAAAAGAAGGGUUCCAGAAUCAAGUUCUUCGUAAAGGGUGUCAGAAUCUUGGCCUAAAAGUCGAUUCUGUCCCACAGAACGCAUCAGAGAAUCAUCACUGUGGGACUUGUUGUUAUGGCUGCAGAUCAGGAGACAAAAAGGGAACUGACUCGACUUGGUUGGUUGACGCAGUAGAUCAUGGAGCUGUGAUCAUAACCGGAUGUAAAGCCAAGAAAUUUAUGGUAACAAGAAACCAAAACGGGAAGAAAAGAAGAAAGAAAUGUUUAGGAGUAAUUGCUCAAGUUUUAAACGAUAAAAUCUUGAAAAGAUUGCACAUCGAGGCAAAGGUGACAAUUUCUGCAUGUGGGUCUCUUUUAACGCCGCCUCUAAUGAUAUCAAGUGGUCUGAAAAACCCUAAUAUUGGCCGGAAUCUUCACCUCCAUCCUGUUGCAAUGGCAUGGGGAUACUUUCCAGAAGGUGAAACUGAUGAUCUCACUGGGAAAAGCUACGAAGGGGGGAUAUUGACAUCUGUUCAUAAACCAGGGUCCGAUGAGACAUACAUCUUGGAAGUCCCAGCUUUAGGGCCCGGAUGUUUCGCUGGUUUAACUCCUUGGGUUUCAGGGCAAGACUUAAAGGAAAGGAUGCUGAAAUACUCUCGAACAGCUCAUGUGUUUUCAUUGGUGAAAGACCGUGGAUCUGGUGAAGUGACGUCAGCAGGAAGGAUAAGUUAUAAAUUUAGCAAAUUCGACAAUGAAAACAUCAAGAAAGGGUUGAGACAAGCGUUAAGGGUGUUGAUUGCAGCUGGGGCUGUUGCAGUGGGUACCCAAAGAAGCGAUGGACAGAGAUUGAAAUGCAAAGGGACAAGUAAAGAGGAGAUCGAGGAGUUCUUGGAGACAGUAGAUGCUGUACCUGGUCCGAUGUCAAUGGUGAAAGAUUGGAAUAUUUAUUGUUCGGCUCAUCAAAUGGGGAGUUGCAGAAUGGGGAAAAGUGAGAAGGAAGGUGCAGUGGAUGAGAAUGGGGAGAGCUGGGAAGCGGAGGGACUUUAUGUUUGUGAUGCGAGUAUUUUACCGAGUGCUGUUGGUGUGAAUCCCAUGAUCACAAUCCAAUCAACUGCUUAUUGCCUUGCGGAAAGAAUUGCAGAUAUCUUUAGAUAAAUGGAUGUAUGAAGUCGAUUAAUGGAAGUGAUUAAAAAAAAUGGUUAUUUACCACAUUGUAUAAUGGUCAUUAGCAUUUUAGCUAAUGUAUUCAUAUAAUGUUUUAGGAUUACCUAGGGUAAAAUGACCAUUAUACAG
Lactuca virosa is the source of this 2494-nucleotide messenger RNA. The record is from the annotation of a GenBank genome assembly. Lineage: Eukaryota; Viridiplantae; Streptophyta; Magnoliopsida; Asterales; Asteraceae.